This is a messenger RNA of Helobdella robusta, 381 nucleotides long. RefSeq lists its product as hypothetical. The transcript is spliced from 4 exons. The coding region runs from base 1 to 381 and encodes 126 amino acids. The record is from RefSeq and is a predicted model, not a curated record. Lineage: Eukaryota; Metazoa; Annelida; Clitellata; Rhynchobdellida; Glossiphoniidae.
AUGGCAGAAAAAAAAGAAGAGCUGUCCCCCCACAAAUGUUCUAGGGUCAAAUUUGUGGUGGACAACCAGCGGGUCAGCAACUUUUUGCUGGCGGAGAUGAAAAGCAACGUGAUCGAUGCUCAUUUAGGCUUCCUGCAACUUAACUAUAAAUACAAAAUAGCGAUCGAGGUAAACAAAUACUUGGGUGAAUGCAUCGUUUGCACCAACAACCACGAAAACUGUAACCUCAACGAAAUCGAACCAAAUACAAACCAUACUAAACACCGAAUGUUAGUAACAUUGAAAGCACACCAAGAUUUGAACAUGGUUGAGCAGCUGAAUUUAAUAGCGAACGAUGAUAGGUCGUACACCCUGUUGCUGACAGCUCAAGUUAUAAGUUAG